AUGGAUAGAAUGUACGAUCACAGAUUUCAGCGCACAGACCAGUGGAGGCCGGUCUACUCAUGGCUCGAAUCGCUCGACACGGACGAGGUGAUUAAGUCCAACGAUGUCAUCGAUUGGCUCACGGCAAACCCUGAAAUCAGAGACCAUUUGUACUCCCGCCACUCGCGCUACCAUUUGAUGCACUACAUCAAGAAAUGUCAUAUCAAGAUCUUGAAGCGAAAGGAGAAGCAG
This is a messenger RNA of Striga hermonthica, 231 nucleotides long. NCBI's taxonomy places the organism in Eukaryota, Viridiplantae, Streptophyta, Magnoliopsida, Lamiales, Orobanchaceae. The record is from the annotation of a GenBank genome assembly.